This is a messenger RNA of Colletotrichum phormii, 1202 nucleotides long. RefSeq lists its product as uncharacterized. The transcript has a single exon. Gene Ontology annotation, cellular component: membrane. The record is from RefSeq and is a predicted model, not a curated record. NCBI's taxonomy places the organism in Eukaryota, Fungi, Ascomycota, Sordariomycetes, Glomerellales, Glomerellaceae. The coding region runs from base 117 to 1103 and encodes 328 amino acids.
GGUUCUUUCAAAAUAGGCACGGUAGAGACGAGUACGGCUUCAUCUACUAUGAUGAAUCAGCCGACAACCUACAAUCGGCAGGGUCAGGAGCACUAUCGACCGAUGACGAGGCGGACAUGAUCAAAAGUCCGUACGAGACUGCGACCAAUGCCCGGAAAACAAACCCCUUCAUCGCGCUUACGUACUGGUGGCGCCUCUUGUUUAUGUCUUUCCUUCUUGCCUUGUUCAUCAUCAUACUUUACUACCAUGUUACGCUGGGUUUCCGUACUUCUUUCAAAGACUUCAUGGACAGUCAGACAUUUGGACUCCGUUUCUUCCUUGCUGCGUUGGGUGUUAUCAUCAUCUUUUGCUGGGAGUCGAUUUUCAUCAGUAAGCAGCCCCGACUCCGUCACCAGCGUGAAUGCGGACCGAUGCUAACGCGAAUGCUAGGUAUCGCCAUUGUCAGUCCAUAUUAUCACAUGGGCCGACGUUCUCAACGACCAGAAUCAUCAAUCCUUCUAACACGCCCCACAAACGGAUUCUACGGCAUUUACGCCGCGAUCCUUGACGGCGACAUCGUGCUGAUGCUGGCAGCUUUCAUGUCCAUAAUGGCCGAGUUCCUUCCGAUGCUGUUGGCCAAUGUGCCAUACAACUUGACUCAAACACUCAGCUCGCACAACGUCUGCUCUAUCAUCAGUAUCACAAUCUUAGUGCUGAUGAUGGUGGCUGUGGGGGCUAGUUUAUUCAUCAAGUGGCCUGAAAUGCCAGUCGACCCGCGAAGCAUUGCCGGGGCGAUGUAUUACGUCAACGAAAGCCGUAUGUUGGAUGACCUUGAAGGUCUUUCGCAAUUGUCUUCGUUUGACAGGAAAAAGAAAGUCGGGGAACUGGGACGGAGGUACUUUUACGGCGCUCUGACAGGGAAAUACGGGAUGCGUAUGGGCGUUGAGUCAGUAGAGAGUGUGGAAGACACUGUGUAUACUGGAGCAAAUUGGCUUCCGCCGCAUGAUGACGGGAGCAACCGGGAACAGGAUGCUUUGGUUCAUCAUGAUGAAGGUACAAUUAGUCCGGAUGAUGAUCCGAGCCCAAGGCAGACAACAAAUCACGAAGAAGGGGGCUGGGUGUGAUCAUUCAGACGGGAAGAAGAGGUGUUGGAACUCUGACUUGAGUUCAUCAUGUGGGCAGUACACACUGCUCAUCUGGACCAACGAGGCAAGCAAUCAGGC